UUAUGGUUUUAAUUUAUUCCUACACGAUUUUAAUAUUGCCCCAUCUGGAAGUUUUUUUUUAUCAUUUUAAUUGUUAAUAAGAUUUGUUUUAAGGGUAAAAAUAUUUAUUAAACUGACAGGAUGGUGUUAGCAGAUUUAGGACGUAAAAUUACGUCCGCUCUACGUUCACUAAAUAAUGCAACUGUGAUAAAUGAAGAGGUUUUGAAUUCUAUGUUAAAAGAAAUAUGUGCAGCAUUACUUGAAGCUGAUGUAAACAUAAGAUUGGUGAAGAAAUUACGAGAGAAUGUAAGACAAGUUAUUGACUUUGAUGAUAUGGGAGGUGGUCUUAAUAAAAGACGAAUGAUCCAAAGUGCUGUGUUUAAAGAACUUGUCAAGCUUAUUGAUCCUGGAGUAAAAGCUUACCAACCAGUAAAAGGUCGUCCAAAUAUAAUAAUGUUCGUAGGAUUGCAAGGUUCUGGUAAAACAACAUCGUGUACAAAACUCGCAUAUCAUUAUUUAAAGAAAAAUUGGAAGGCUUGUUUAGUAUGUGCCGAUACAUUUCGAGCUGGUGCAUACGAUCAAAUUAAACAAAAUGCCACAAAAGCAAGAAUACCAUUUUAUGGAAGUUAUACGGAAAUUGAUCCAGUAGUUAUAGCACAAGAUGGUGUUGAUAUGUUUAAAAAAGAAGGUUACGAAAUUAUAAUUGUUGAUACAAGUGGAAGACAUAAACAGGAAGAAUCACUAUUUGAAGAAAUGUUACAAGUAUCAAAUGCAAUUAAACCAGAUAACAUUAUUUUCGUUAUGGACGCAACGAUAGGUCAAGCUUGUGAAUCACAAGCAAAAGCCUUUAAAGAUCGUGUUAAUAUUGGUGCAAUUAUAAUAACAAAAUUAGACGGUCACGCUAAAGGUGGUGGUGCUCUUUCUGCCGUUGCAGCCACACAAAGUCCUGUGAUUUUUGUCGGUACAGGAGAACAUAUUGACGAUUUAGAACCAUUUAAAACGAAACCUUUUAUAAGUAAACUUUUGGGAAUGGGAGAUAUAGAAGGUUUAAUCGAUCGUGUUAAUGAAUUAAAUCUUGAUGAUAACGAAGGAUUAUUGGAAAAAAUCAAACACGGCCAUUUUACGUUACGUGAUAUGUAUGAACAAUUUCAAAAUAUCAUGAAAAUGGGCCCAUUUUCACAAAUUAUGGGAAUGAUUCCUGGAUUUAGUCAAGAUUUUAUGACAAAAGGAACUGAACAAGAAUCAAUGGCUAGAUUAAAAAAAUUGAUGACUAUGAUGGACAGCAUGAAUGAUGCAGAAUUAGAUGAUAAAGAUGGAGCGAAAUUAUUUAGUAAACAACCUGGAAGAAUUAUAAGGGUUGCACAAGGAUCUGGAGUAACUGAGAAAGAAGUGAAAGAAUUAAUUUCACAGUAUACAAAAUUUGCUGCUGUUGUUAAAAAAAUGGGUGGUAUUAAAGGACUUUUUAAGGGUGGUGAUAUGACGAAAAAUGUUAAUCCAACACAAAUGGCAAAACUUAAUCAACAAAUGGCAAAAAUGAUGGAUCCACGAGUCUUGCAUCAAAUGGGUGGUAUGUCUGGUCUUCAAAAUAUGAUGAAACAACUACAGCAAGGUGCCGCAGGCGGCUUAGGGAAUUUAAUGGGAGGUUUUGGUGGAAAGUCUUGAGAAAAAUUAGUAAGCAGAACAUCUGCUAGGGAUAUGAAAUUAAAUUAAUAAGAAUCGUCAUAAUUAUGAUCAUAAGAAUAAAGUACUGUUUAUAUUUACGUAUAUAUAUAUAUAUUUAAUAUUUCAUCGAAUUUGCUUUCAAUCAAUGAAAGCCAUAUAUAUAUAUAGUAUAAAAUUGUAAUAAAAUUGUUUAUGUAAUAUUCUA
Leptopilina boulardi is the source of this 1846-nucleotide messenger RNA. It is a transcript of the gene Srp54k, whose product is annotated as signal recognition particle 54 kDa protein. The record is from RefSeq and is a predicted model, not a curated record. Gene Ontology annotation, biological process: SRP-dependent cotranslational protein targeting to membrane; SRP-dependent cotranslational protein targeting to membrane, translocation. The transcript has 9 exons. Gene Ontology annotation, cellular component: cytosol; signal recognition particle, endoplasmic reticulum targeting. Gene Ontology annotation, molecular function: ATP hydrolysis activity; GTPase activity; endoplasmic reticulum signal sequence receptor activity. The coding region runs from base 121 to 1641 and encodes 506 amino acids. Lineage: Eukaryota; Metazoa; Arthropoda; Insecta; Hymenoptera; Figitidae.